ACCCAUUUGCCUCCCACCUCAUUUGUUUCAACAUCUUUGCAUCACCACACAAAAACCCGCAAACCAAAAAUCAUUACCCAUAUCUUUCUCAUUCUAUCCAAAUCCUCAUCACUCAACCAAAGCUCUCCCAAAAAAAAAAACAGAGAGCUUAGGAGGAGAAGAAGAGGAACAGGAACCAACCAUCAACAACAAUGGCUGUUUCAACAAUCUACUCUACACAAGCUCUCAACUCAACUCACUUCUUAACCUCCUCUCCCUCUUCUUCCUCCUCAAAACAAGUCUUCUUCUACCGUCGUCAUCAAUCCCAAACCAACCGUAGAUUCAACACCAUCAUCACAUGCGCCGCACAACAACAAACCGUCGUGAUCGGACUCGCUGCCGACUCCGGAUGCGGCAAAAGCACCUUCAUGCGGAGGCUGACAAGUGUCUUCGGUGGAGCCGCCGAGCCACCCAAGGGAGGGAACCCUGACUCCAACACACUCAUCAGUGACAUGACCUCUGUGAUCUGUCUCGACGAUUACCAUUCCUUGGACAGGACCGGUCGCAAAGAGAAAGGAGUCACUGCUUUGGACCCACGCGCCAAUGACUUUGAUCUCAUGUAUGAGCAAGUCAAAGCUCUUAAGAGUGGCAUCGCCGUUGAGAAACCCAUUUAUAAUCACGUCACUGGACUUCUUGACGCGCCUGAACUCAUUCAGCCUCCCAAGAUUCUCGUCAUCGAAGGUCUUCAUCCGAUGUUUGAUGAGAGGGUAAGAGACUUAUUGGACUUCAGUAUCUACCUAGACAUUAGCAACGAGGUCAAAUUCGCUUGGAAGAUUCAGAGGGACAUGGCUGAAAGAGGUCACAGCUUAGAGAGCAUCAAGGCGAGUAUUGAAGCACGAAAGCCUGACUUCGAUGCAUUCAUUGACCCACAAAAGCAGUACGCGGACGCGGUGAUAGAAGUGCUUCCAACACAGCUGAUUCCAGAUGACAAUGAAGGCAAAGUGUUGAGAGUGAGAUUGAUAAUGAAGGAAGGUGUCAAGUACUUUAGCCCCGUUUACCUAUUUGAUGAAGGUUCAACCAUCUCGUGGAUCCCUUGCGGUCGCAAACUCACCUGCUCCUACCCUGGCAUCAAGUUCGACUAUGCACCCGAUUCCUACUUCGACCAUGAGGUUUCGGUUGUGGAGAUGGACGGGCAGUUUGAUAGACUGGACGAGCUGAUUUACGUGGAGAGCCAUCUGAGUAACCUAUCGACCAAAUUCUACGGUGAAGUUACUCAACAGAUGCUCAAACAUGCUGAUUUCCCUGGUAGCAACAAUGGAACAGGUCUUUUCCAGACCAUUGUUGGAUUGAAGAUCAGAGAUCUCUAUGAGCAGCUCAUUGCCAACAAAGCCACUGCUCCUGCAGAAGCUGCUAAAGCCUAAAACACAAGGCAAAAUAGAACCCGUCUAUAAAGUAUAAACCCCUUUGCAGUUUCUUCUUCUCUCUCUUUCUUUUUAUGGAUUUUUCAUGGCGAAAAGGGACUAUUUUUGCUUUGGUUUGUAAUUUAUGUGGAGAUGGUAACAGAAAAUUCUCUAAAGUAGAGAAGUUAAUAAUAGCAAAGCAAUAAAAAUUAAAUUAAUACAA
Molecule: messenger RNA, 1602 nt
Organism: Raphanus sativus (radish)
Lineage: Eukaryota; Viridiplantae; Streptophyta; Magnoliopsida; Brassicales; Brassicaceae
Product: phosphoribulokinase, chloroplastic
Exons: 5
Coding region: 192-1400 (402 amino acids)
Biological process (GO): carbohydrate metabolic process
Cellular component (GO): chloroplast; cytoplasm
Molecular function (GO): phosphoribulokinase activity; ATP binding
Source: RefSeq, a predicted model, not a curated record